GGGAUGCCAUGCAUCCAUCAAUCGCGACCCCUGUCUUCAAUUUACGCGUCUUUCGAACGCGUCUUGCUGGUAAAGUACUUGGAGUAUCACGAGUACUCAAACUGCUUGCCUGCAGGGUGUGCAUACUUGGUUCAGAGACAAUAAGUGCCUUGGAUACGUGCGGCAUUCAGAGUCGACAGGAUGCAGACAAAUAGACCCCAGGCAGCAUCGAUAUUUGCGGCCAAAACUCCCCAGGUCUCGAACCCGAUCCCUUCCUCGUCGCCCGCCUUUGGCACUCCCGCCCAUACACUCAAGCCUUUCUCCGUUGCACCCACCAAGGCCACCAUUCUCCCCAUUCUCCUUCCACCUGCCACGCUACGACCUUUGGCUUUCAGGACUUUCACAAAGAAACACAGCCUGACCCUCACAUCUCCAGCGCUUCAAGAACUCGCGACCUUUAUCGGGAGACACUGUGGUUCAGGAUGGCGCGAAGAAGGCCUGGCAGAGAAAGUGUUAGAAGAUGUCGCGAGGGGGUGGAAGAACCGCAAUGGAGGCGUCAUCGUUAAUGGAGACAGCACCGAGCUGAAGGAUAUCCUUAAGGCGCUUGAGGGGAACAUGAGUGGCGGAAGGAUUGUCACUGGCCGGGAACUGAGUCGGCAGAACAGUCUGGCAAUGGAGUCUUUGCAAGAGGCAGACAUGACGACUACUCGACUAGGACUACGACCAGCCAUGUUAACAAGGGAUGACAGCCAAACAAGUUUCGGCAUGUCGAGUCUAGGUGUGGACGAGGACGAUGCGGCCGACGAAGACGGGUUGAACGAUCCUCGGAAGUGGCUGAAAGUUGUUAAUGCCUACGACCAACCGCGUAUGCUAUACAAUGUGGAAAAGAAACACUUCGAGAGAGACCCGUCCAAACCUUCGUUGAUGCCUUCGGCCUCUCACAAAACGACGCUUUUCCAAAACAGAUACAAGGUUAUCCACCAGAGACUACUCCGGAAUGAGUCUUUCCAAAGCUCAGCCGUCAACCAAGCCAAAGGGCCUCCCUCCCUACGCCACUCCACCUCGUCCGCCCUCACCGCUCAACAGACACACAAAAUCACUCCAAUAUCCAAUCUGCUGGGCCGACAUGGCAGUCAUCACAUGUUACUUGGGCUUCUCUCCAUCUCGCCAACCGGCACCUUGACCAUCAGCGAUCUCACAGGAACAAUAUCUUUGGAUAUAUCCCACGCAGCAUGUAUACCUGAAAACUCGGCCUGGUUCACGCCUGGCAUGAUCGUACUGGUCGACGGAGUCUACGAAGAAGAGGAAGAAUCCCACGGCAAAGGUCUUGGAGCAAGUAACGGCAUUGGAGGCAUUAUUGGGGGCCGGUUCCAGGCCUUUUUCAUUGGCCAGCCGCCCUGUGAGAAACGAAAAGCAACCCUUGGCGUUAGCGGACCAGACGGCAGCAGUCAGGAUCAUACUAUAGGAGGCGGCUUUGGUUGGAUCGACUUCCUGGGCGUGGGCAGCGAGCGAGCCGUCGGCUCCAAAAUGCGGAAACUGGAGCAUCGGAUCCUUCGCCCGGCAACACAGGAGCCCGAUACUCCCAGCAGGGGCAGAGCCAUCAUCCUCGGAGAAUUGAAUCUCGACCAGCCCCGUGCUCUGCAAGCGCUCCACAAGAUAUUAACCACGUACUUGGCCGAGCCCGAAGGCUCGUCGCCAAUGAUGUUUAUCCUCGUGGGCAACUUCACCCAACACGCCGUCAUGGCCGGCGGCGGUGCAAGCGGCGGCAGUGUUGAAUACAAGGAGUACUUCGACUCCCUGGCAUCAGUACUCUCAGACUUCCCCGCUCUACUGCAAUCCUCAACCUUCAUCUUCGUGCCCGGAGACAACGACGGCUGGGCGUCCUCCUUUUCAGCAGGCGCUGCGGUACCGCUGCCACGGAAACCGGUCCCGGACAUGUUCACCUCGCGCGUCCGGAGGGCAUUCGCCACUGCCAAUGCCGAGCCGGGCGUCAAAAACGGUGGCGAAGCAAUAUGGACUUCCAACCCGUCCCGCCUAUCCAUAUUCGGCCCUGCAAACGAGAUUGUGCUGUUCAGGGACGACAUGUCGGCCAGACUGCGGCGCACAGCCGUGCGUCUGAAGUCACCCAAACCCGACUCGUCAGAUCAAGAAAACGAGGCACCGGCCAACCCGGACGAUGUCGACAUGACUGGCGUCUCGAAUGACCAAGAUGCCAUGGAUGUCGACGCCGCAGCCAGCAAAACCGCGGCCACAGACCCCGAGAUUCCGCACGAUGUGCAGACGGCACGGAAACUGGUUAAAACACUGCUGGAUCAGGGAUACCUGUCGCCGUUCCGACAGGCGAUCCGGCCCGUUCAUUGGGACUAUGCUUCGGCGCUGCAUCUGUACCCCUUACCCACCUCGAUGGUGCUCGUGGACUCGACGGCGCCACCGUUCUGCGUCACGUACGAGGGCUGCCAUGUAAUGAAUCCAGGCACGGUACUCGUCGCUGGGCGGCGAGGCGUGGGCAGGUGGAUAGAGUACGAAUUAGGAGGUGUGGGUAAAGUCAAGGAGUGUCUGUUCUGAGAGGGAGAGCAGGUGUAUUCUAAACGAAUGGAUGACAAUUUCUGCAUGGGCACGAAGCGAUUCCUAACGAAGGUCAUGAUACUGGUACUAUGAAUAUGACAUUGUCGAUGAGUUUGACAAAAAAGACUGUGCAACUGUACCUGGAUAUCCAUUUCAUCAGACAGGCAUAGAAAGUCAAUAGAAUCUCCUCAGGAAGGCAAAUACCAACGACAAUUUGAGUUU
Molecule: messenger RNA, 2766 nt
Organism: Pseudomassariella vexata
Lineage: Eukaryota; Fungi; Ascomycota; Sordariomycetes; Amphisphaeriales; Pseudomassariaceae
Product: DNA polymerase alpha/epsilon subunit B-domain-containing protein
Exons: 1
Coding region: 181-2544 (787 amino acids)
Biological process (GO): DNA-templated DNA replication; error-prone translesion synthesis
Cellular component (GO): epsilon DNA polymerase complex
Molecular function (GO): DNA binding
Source: RefSeq, a predicted model, not a curated record